Heterobilharzia americana is the source of this 160-nucleotide messenger RNA. The record is from the annotation of a GenBank genome assembly. Lineage: Eukaryota; Metazoa; Platyhelminthes; Trematoda; Strigeidida; Schistosomatidae.
AGAAUUAAAAUGUACAAGUGUUUACAGAUCAAUAGAACGAUUGGGUAAAACAGCUUUACUAGUACCCUGCUGUUUUACCCAGCAUGAUAUAAAUUAUAAAGAAGAAAUGAUACCAUUUAAGCCAAUAAGAGGAUGCUUGUACAUUCAAUCGCAUAUUUAA